Messenger RNA from Dracunculus medinensis (Guinea worm), 468 nucleotides. The record is from the annotation of a GenBank genome assembly. Lineage: Eukaryota; Metazoa; Nematoda; Chromadorea; Rhabditida; Dracunculidae.
AUGCUUGAAACCAUUCCUUCAGUUGAGAUAUGCCUCUCCGUCACCGAUGCUGAUUUAAAUAAAUUUAUUUGUAUUGUUGUUUCAGUUUUAAAAGGAAUUGCAGGCGGUAAUCAACGUGAAUUGGCACGCGAAAGAAAUCUAAAAAAACAGCAGAAGGCCAAUAAAGGCAAUCAAGAUACUACGAAGUUAGAUAGUCGAAUGGAAAGAGAUGCGGAUAUAAUGCGAAAGAAACAAGAAGCAGCAGCAGCAAAGAAAGCAGCUGAAGAAGCAGCUAAAGUUGAAUCUAGCAAGAAAUUACAAAAUGAAAUGGAAUCAACUGAUAAAAUUUUUCAGUUUAAAUUGAUCGUUGAGUGGUCUGUACAUUAUGAAAAAUUGUGGCAUUUAUUGACUUUGAGUGUUACGAAUGGUUUUGAUUUAUGGGAUUAUCUAAUAAUACUUGUAUUAAGAGGUCCUUAUAAAUAUGAAUAA